Cylindrotheca closterium is the source of this 381-nucleotide messenger RNA. Lineage: Eukaryota; Bacillariophyta; Bacillariophyceae; Bacillariales; Bacillariaceae. The record is from the annotation of a GenBank genome assembly.
AUGAAUAUCACUUCCGCCAUGGUGCUUUUACUGAACAAGAAGGAGAAUCGGCAUUGCCUUGAACGGUUCAGGGAGGACGUAAAGAAGAUGGAGCCGACCUUUGAAAACCACGUCUUCCUGCCGGAACGUUGGGUCGCAGGCGAUCCAUUGGCGGCCUCCAAGUUUGCAAAGUCUACAUUCCAUCCAUUUGGGCUCGGAAGACAUAUUUGUUUGGGAUAUUCUUUGGCAAAAGUAGCAAUGGCAGCGAAUUUCUACUGCUUUGCUAGAAAGGAAAAUCGAAUCAUUUCAUUUGAUGAAGACAAGGUGAUAUUUGAAAAUAAACUCAUUCCAGAGAAGGGGAUCAAGGAUCAUUUUCCUGGGACAGUUGUACUCGAAGACUAG